Molecule: messenger RNA, 11798 nt
Organism: Chiloscyllium plagiosum (whitespotted bambooshark)
Lineage: Eukaryota; Metazoa; Chordata; Chondrichthyes; Orectolobiformes; Hemiscylliidae
Source: RefSeq, a predicted model, not a curated record
AUGAGUGUUCUCGUGCAUGAAUUGCAAAAGGCUAGUAUGCAGGUACUGUAAGCAAUUAGGAAAUCUACUAGACUGAUACAGUUUAUUGAGUAGGGAAUUAAAUUAAAAAAUAUAUGGGUUAUGCAUCAGUUUUACAGGGCACUGUUGAGAUCACAUCUGGAGUACAUUGUACAAUAUUGGCUACCCUACUUAAGGUAGUGUAGCAGAGGUUCAUUAGGCCGAUACCAGGAAUGGCAACAUUGUCAUAUGAGGAGACAUGGGUUCGACAGGACCUGUAUUCACUGCAGUAUAGAAGAACGAGAAUGGAUCUGAUUGGCGUGUCUAAAAUACUAUCAGGAGUGGACAGACUAGAUGCAGGGAGAAUGUUUUCCUGGCUGGGAAGUCUGGAACCAGCGGUCAUAGUCUCAGUCUGAGGGUCAGCCCAAUUAGGACUGAGGUGAGGAAACAUUUCUCCACUCAGAGAGUGGUCACCAUGUGGAAUUCUGUGCCAUAGAAGGCUGUGAGUAUAUUCAAGCAAAAUAUUGAUACAUUUUUAGAUAUUAAAGGUAUCAAAGGGUAUGAGGAGAAAGCGGGAAUAUGGUGUUGAGCUGGAGGAUCAGCCAUAAUCAUAUUGAAUGUCAGAGCAGGCUAAAAGGGCCAAAUGGCCACCUGCUCCUAGUUUCUACUUAAAGAAGAUUAUAAGUUCAUUGAAGACAUUUCAGAGAAUACCAGACUAAUACCUGGAAUGGGCAGGUUGUCUUAUGAGAAUAAGUGAGACAGGCAAGAUAUGUAUUUGUGUGAGCUUAGAAGAGAGGGAGGCAACUUGAUUGAAAUGUUAAGAUCUCCAGUAGCUUGACAAGGGGGAUGUGAAAGGAUGUUUCUUCAAGGGGGACAAUCUAGAACUAGGGAUCACUAUUUAAAAAUAAGGGGUGACCCAAUUAAGACAGAGAUAAGACUAACCUUUUUUUUUCUCUUCACGUCUUUGAAACUCCCUCCUUCAAAAUUUAAUUGAACAAUUUAUUGUCAGUGAAAUGUGUAAAAUGUCGCCAUGCUCUGGUGCCAUUUUGAGGUACAGAAGAUGAUUAUUGUUAAGGAAGGGGUUGGAAGGUUAAUGGGGGGGAUAGGUGGAAAUGUAAUAUUGAGUUUACAAUUGAAUUAGCCAUGAUCUUAUUAAAUGCAGAGCAGGUUUGAGGAUCCAAAUGGCCUGCUGCUGAAUUGCAAGCUUGAUUGUUUUUCUGUACACCAUCCUCUCUCACACUUUCUUGCAUGUGUCUUGCCUUCCCAAGCUCCCUGGUGUUGACACUGGUGUUUAAAGAGCAGCUAGGUUGUGCGCUAAGGAACCACCCCCUCCCCCACUUUUAAUGCAGUUGCUGGGUCAGUGGGAAUGUCACUGGAUUAAUAAUCCAAUCAGUGCGACUAAUGCUGCAGCGGGGUCACAAGUUUAAAUCUCCCCACGGCAGCUGGUGAAAUUUAAAUUUGCUUAAUAAAUCUGGAGUGAAAAGCUAGUCUCAAUAAUGGUGAUCGUGAAAUUGUUGUUGGUUUGAGCAAAACUCCAACUGGUUCAUUAAUGCCCUUCAGGGAGGGAAAUCUGCCGGCCUGACUUGAUUCAACCUAUGUGAUUCCAGCUCCAGUGGUCGGCUCUUAACUACUCUCUGAAAUGGCCCAGCAAGCCACUACACUCCAGGCAAUUCAGGACAGGCAUCAAAUCCCAUGAAAAAUACUGUUUUCAGUUCCUAUGAGCGGAAAUUGCAUCUGGACUCUUCUCACGGUGAUCUGGAAAAGCACCAUCGCAAGAGGAAGCGGAGUCACAGCCAACAGGGCACCAGGUCCAAGAAAAGCCACUGUGACCAACUGGCACAGACCGAGACAGAAGGACAGCAGCCGGGUGAACCCAGUCAGCAGGAUGCCACUUGCAAGGUGCUGGAACAGGACAUUGCUAAAGUGGCCCUGGAAUCGCGACCACAAACCAAAGCAGACAGAUUGGAAGAGAGUGACGACAAGUCCUUGGGUAUCACUAGGCAGCAAGCUCAGCCAGAACAGAAGGCCUGUUCUCAAUGUGUGUCAGGGAGCUCGGUUGCAUCUUCCCAAGGGAGUCCAAGGGGAAGUUCGGUUAUUAGGAAACCCAGGUGGGAUUUCAGCAGGAUAAAGUUCCCCAAUGUUGGACGCGACUGCCCUCAGACCAAGCUAAUGGCACUCGACCCCACCCUCCUGCCACCGAACAUACCGGGCCGUGCCUCCGAUGAAGCUGCCUGGCAGCAGAAAAUAAACCUGAAGCGCGAGAACCUGUCCCAGAGAGAGAAGGAGAGGAUGAAGAAAGAAAGCAGGUAUAAAACAGACAUCAAUAAGGACAAGCGGGUGAGGCAGUGCACCAACUGGAAGGAGUACAAGGAGCUGCUCAAGUGGAAGCGUGCCAGAAAUAAAAAGUUACCUGCCCACCUGUGGAAGGACAAAGUGCAGCCGCUUCUCAAACCAGGCCAGGUCAGCUCAGCAGGAGAACUACAACAGCACAUCUGCAUCAUGCAGUCUACACAACUCUUGGAUCAAACUCCUUGGCUGCAGGAACCCUCUGAGAAAAUAAAGAUAGUCUUCGAUGUGUACCAGGCUGAUACUGUGGCGGAAUUCCGUAAAACCCAACCUGGGAAACCCUUUUCAAGGAUGUGUGUUUGCAGAAUUCAAACUGCCGGUGGAUGUCUACCCCUGAUGCUAUUGGAGCUUUGGACAGCCAGUAGUACAUUGCGCAUGCUCUCAGGGAUAUCCAGGACACUAACCUUCCGGAACUGUCCCAGCAGAAGUUUUAGAAAAACAGCAUUUGUAACCAUGGCAACAGGUGGCAGUGAUGGACCACGAUGUUCGUUGGGCCCAAAGACAAAGCGGCACACCAACAGAUUGAUCCAUGAGAAGUCUCCCUAUCUUUUGCAGCAUGCACACAAUCCUGUAGACUGGUAUCCGUGGGGAGAAGAGGCAUUUGCCAAAGCAAAGAAAGAAGACAAGCCAAUCUUUCUGUCAGUUGGUUACUCUACGUGUCACUGGUGCCAUGUUAUGGAACGGGAAUCAUUUGAAAAUGAAGAGAUUGGCAAAAUCAUGAAUGAGAAUUUUGUUUGCAUCAAGGUUGACCGAGAAGAGCGACCAGAUGUUGAUAAAGUUUAUAUGACGUUUGUCCAGGCGACAAGUGGUGGGGGUGGCUGGCCAAUGAGUGUUUGGCUAACCCCUGACCUCAAACCUUUUGUUGGAGGGACUUAUUUCCCACCUGAAGAUGGAUUCCACCGAUUGGGUUUUAAGACGGUGUUGAACAACCUGGCUGAACAGUGGAAAAGAAACCGGAAGGAGUUAACUGAACGUAGUAAUAAGAUCCUGACGGCCCUGCAGAAAGGGGUAGAAGUGAGUGCCAACAAAGAGGCAGUGCCUCCGUCAUGUGCCCGGGUGAUGCAGAGGUGCUUCCAGCAGCUGGUUCAUUCUUACGAAGAUGAAUAUGGAGGGUUCUCUGAGUCUCCAAAGUUCCCGUCACCAGUAAACUUCAAUUUUCUGUUCCGUUUCUGGGCUUUCAACAAGAGUGAAGAGAAAGGAGCCCAGGCGCUGCAGAUGGCUUUACACACUCUGAAAAUGAUGGCUCUUGGAGGAAUUCAUGAUCACAUUGGGCAGGGUUUUCAUCGCUAUUCCACAGAUGGGAAAUGGCAUGUUCCUCAUUUUGAGAAGAUGCUGUAUGAUCAGGGACAGCUGGCUGUGUCCUAUGUGGAAGCUUAUCAGAUUUCUGGUGACACAUUCUUUGCGGAUGUUGCUCAAGACAUUCUGCUGUACGUCUCCCGAGAUCUGAGUGACCCGUCUGGAGGUUUCUACAGUGCUGAAGAUGCAGAUUCAUACCCUACAACUCAGUCAGUUGACAAGAAAGAGGGAGCUUUCUGUGUGUGGACAGAGGAAGAAAUUCGACGACAACUCCCAGACCCAGUCCUAGAUGCCACUGAAAACAUAACCAUGGCAGAUAUCUUUUCCUAUCAUUAUGGUGUGAAAGAGGGUGGAAAUGUUAACCCAGCCCAGGACCCUCAUGGAGAGCUGGAAAACAAGAAUGUCCUCAUUAUCCGUCACUCAGCAGAGUUCACAGCUACCAAGUUUGGCUUAGAAGUGAAGAAGGUGAAAGACAUUCUAAGUACAUGUAGAAAAAGGCUGUAUGAGAUCCGGAAACAGAGGCCACCUCCCCAUUUGGACAGCAAGAUGUUAGCAUCAUGGAACGGUCUCAUGAUCUCUGGUUUCGCUCGAGUGGGUGCAGUUCUUGGGGAGAAGGGUUACAUUCAACGCGCAUUACAGGCUGCUGGCUUCCUGAGGGAGCACAUGUUCGACUCCAGCAGCGGUCGACUCUUGCGUAGCUGCUACCGCGGAGAUGAAUGUGCGGUGGAGCAGACAGCCACACCGAUCCAUGGGUUUCUGGCUGACUAUGCAUUCAUUAUUCGUGGCCUGUUGGACCUGUAUGAAGCUUCCUUUGAUGAACAGUGGUUGGACUGGGCUGUGAAGCUGCAGCAAGAACAGGAUUCCUUGUUCUGGGAUGCUAAAGGAUUUGCUUACUUUUCUGAUGAUGCCCAUGAUCCAUCAGUGUUAAUUCGCCUCAAAGAAGACCAGGAUGGUGCAGAACCCAGUGGCAAUGCAGUAGCUGCUUCCAAUCUCGUGCGCCUGGCGAAUUUCACCAACCGACCAGACUGGGGUGAUAGGUCAAGGCAGCUUGUGGCGGCAUUUACAAACCUGUUGGACAGUAUGCCCAUGGCACUGCCGGAAAUGGUAACUGCCCUGAUGUCACAACAUUACCCACUCAAACAGGUCGUGAUCCGCGGGGAGCUUGAAGCACUUGACACACAAGAGUUGAUACAGUGCGUCAAUAACCACUUUGUACACAACAAGAUAUUACUUCUGGCAGAUGGAAACUCCGAGAGCAGCUUGUAUCAGAUGUUGCCCUUCCUGUCAACACUCGUACUGAAGAAUGGUAAAGCCACAGCCUAUGUUUGCCAGAACUACUCCUGCUCCUUGCCAGUUACCUCAGCCAGCGAGCUACAGACUUUACUUGUUAAAUAAUAUUACGCAACAAUGGGCAAAUCAUUUGCUAUAAGUCUUUGCAAAUUUUAUGGAAUUUAAUUUUAAGUUUAAACUUCAAGAGUAAUAUUAUAUUUCUGGCCAAGUGGACAAGCUUCAAGAUGGUCGUAUGGGAUUGGUGAUUGUAUAUGUUCAAAACUAAUUUUUGCUUGAUUAUUAUGAUAUUUAAGUGGUUAUGAUGGGUCACAGUUUUGCUUAGUAUGACAUUAGCAAGAUGUAUGCAAACAUUCUCCUGUGCCCUGGUAUUGAGGGAAUUGUGCACUGCCAGAGGUUUCAUAUUUUUGGAUUAGACACAAAAUCCUUGCUCCAUCUACCGUCUUGGGUGUAUAUAAAAGAUCCAGGGGAUUUCUUCCUGGAAUCCUGGCCAGUGUUUAUCCCUCAGCCAGCACCAAAGGAAAAGCUUGUCAGUAGGUCAUUGCUGUUUGUAGAGCCUGCUUUAUCUACAAAUUGGCUGCUGCAGUCCAUACCUGGUAACAAUGACUACACUUCAGAAAUACCUUGUUAGCUGUAAAUGUUUGGGAUGUUCUGAGGUUGUGAAAGACAUUAUGCAAAUGCAAGUCUAUAUUCCUUUCCAUCCCAGACAGUGCAUUAAUCUAAUACACCUUUGGGGCUGUUUCCCGUGCCCCCACCCCCAGUAGCCAUUCACAGCAGGGCUUCACAAUCCAUCAGUGUACCAUGGAAGCACAUGCACCUGUGAAGUCAGUUUUAAUCUUCCCAGCACUCCACUGAUAAAUACAUCACCGUCUCCCUGGAGUGUCACUCUAAGGCUUAAGCACAGCAAUCUAAAUGGACACUCAAGCAUGGUACAUGGGAAAUACAGCACUAUCAGAGGGGUGGCCUUUCUGAUGAGAUAUCUAUCCUCUUAGGACACUGAGCUUAUGACCGCCCCAGCCCUUGGUUGGGACCGAAGCAUUAUCAUAGAAUCUGUAGAAUCAUUAGCUUGAGUUCUGAAGUAACAGGGGCAGCUGCAGAGUGGAGAGAGAUACAAACGGGACAGUCCUAGGAUGAGCUUCAGGACUUGUGUGUGUUUUUUUUUUCAUUUUUGGCCAACCAGUUGUUUGCAUUUUAAAUAAAUGACAUCUGACAACUCUUCAUUGCCUCCAUCACAGUAUUCAGAAAGAUUAGUAAGACAACUGUUGCCCGCUCCCACAGUGUGCUCAUAUGUCCUAUGACCUCUCCCUGGUCCAGACUUGAACCCAGGCCUAUCUGACCCAGAGGUAGGAACGUUGCCACUGCCACAAGAACGCCUCUGUCCCAAACUUUUUUUAUCCCUCAGUCAGCAUGCUAAUUCAGAUUACUAGGUCCUUAUUAUAAGACUGCUUCAAAAGUACCUAACUGGCUGUGAAGUGUUUGCAGGAACAUGUGGUCCCUACAUAAAUGCGAUUCUUUAUUUUUGUAAAACCCACACACUGUGACACUGUGAGGAUUUUGCCUGUGACAUACUGGUGCAUGAUUUUCCUUCUGGUUGUUCUGUGUUUGAAUUUUGACACUGGUUGUGGUCCUUAAUGCGGAAAUUAAAAUACUAAUGAUCUGAGAUAACAUGCAGAAAAUGGGGCAUUGUUCCCUACAAUCAAUUGACCGUGAUUUUGCUGUGGAUGUCAUUUGGAUACAAAGUACAAGGACUUCAUUAGUGGAGAAUGACCUAACUGCAGGCAUAAUAGAACAUAUCUCUCAUGAUUUUUUAAGUGGCAACUAAAUAGGAUUGCUUAUUAUUGUAUUGUCAUGUUAAAAUGUUUCUGCAAAGGAUAAUUGGUUAAAGAUGAGCUGCAAAUAAACAUACAAAAGUUAAAUCUGGAAAUCUGAAUUAAAACAAAGUCUGGAGAAACUCAGCAGGUCAGGUGGCAACUGUGGAGAGAAGAGGAGAAUUGACAGUCAGCAGCAUCAGCAGGCAGUUCAUUUGGCCCAUUAUUGGACCAGUUGCAAGAAAGACAUUAUAGCCAUCAGGAUCCUAUCAUUGAUAAACAUACCCAGCUAAGGCUGGAGCCAGAAUUCUGAGAUGCGAUGGUGACAGCCGUGUGCAUGCUUAAACUUUUUCCAAUGCAGCAGAGAGCACCUUCAUUUUGUGGUGCUUGUGGGGCUGUCUUCGUACUUUAACAUUGCACCGCUCUCUCAGUGGGUUUGCCGGCCAGAACUGCAGCAAGUUCUCUGACGGAGCUUCCCAGCUUGCUUUUAUCAGACUGGGUUCCCAAUCCCCGACUCUGAAUUGAAACCAAAAUCAGAAAGGCGCCCUAACUAGGAAAAUCUAGCUCAACAUUUCUGCUGUUUGUCCAUCUAUGAAAGCUGACAUAGCAUGAUGUGACGACAAUCCAGUUUGAGGAACACUAGAUAUCUGGAAGAUCUCUGUAAUCAUGAAUUGAUCCAAAACAUACUCUCUACACCAAUGUCUGUACCUGGUGACCUUUUGUUUCUGAAAUCAGUAGAAUAUUUGACUCUGAAAGUGUUUGAAGUACAUCUGAUGUAUUAUGAUGAGAUGAUUAAGACUCAUUAACAGAUUGAGCAGAUGCAAUAGAUUUAGUUUUAUACUCCUUCAUCCAAGCACACACAAUCAUUUUUUUGCUCAUUUUCCAAUUCAAUUUUAUGUUUUCUCUGAACCCCAAUAAAGCAGUUGAUUCUAAUUGAGGCACGGAAAGCGUAGCUAAAUGACCCUUUUACUGGACUAAUAAUCCAGAGAAUGUGAAUCUGAAUUCCACCACGGUUCUCAAGGAAAGGAAAGCUAUCAUUCAUUACCUACAGCUGAGGGUGUUUAACACAGUACACAAAGGGAACUUAACCGGUGACAUUCUCCAUCUGUCCCAUAAUGCCAGACUGGGAAGUAUAUUUAUUAUCCUUUCCAAUUAAAAAUGUAUAAUUUAUUUGUGCUAUUGGUCAUUUAGGUUAUGUUGUCAUUUUCUGCCUAAGUGAUAAUUCCAUUGUUUGCAAUGUAGUUUAUGAUUUUUUUGAAAGAGCAAUUGGCAACCAUGGCAACAUUAUUUUUUCCAAGAGAUGACAGGUAUACCACAAAGUUAUUGAAUGUGUAUUAGCACUCAAAAUCUUAGUGAUUUUAUUUCUUGCAAAUCACUUGUGGGUUUACCGAUUUCUGAAUGUUAGUUAAAUCCUCUCUUUUUCAUGAGUUUUGGGUGUCAUUUAUAAAGCUGUUAUUUAUUGUCCAUUCUUAACUGCUCUUUAACUGACUGGCUUAAUAGGCUACUUUCAAGAGCAGUUAAGAACUGUGGAUCUGGAAUCACAUGUAGGAUAGACCAGGCAAGGAUGGCAGAUUUUCAUCUCUAUAAUGGCAUUAGUGAACCAAAUGUUUUUUUUUUAACAGUAAUUAGUAGUUUUAUGCUCAUUGCUAUUAAGAUGAGCUUUCCAGUUCAGAUUUAUUAAUUGAAUAAUUCAAGCUGAUGGAAUUUUAACACAUUCUCAAAUCUGCAGUAUAAACUCAAGUGGUAUUUAAACCCAUGUGCACAGAUCAUUUAUUUGGGUCUCUGGAUUAAGAACCCAGUAUCAUUCCCAAUAUGCCUCCAGCUCUCCAUUAUCAGUUUGGACAAGUAGAAUGUGGUAAUUAAAUUCUUCCUCCACACCCUCUGUGUUCAGUAAUAAGUUAAUUUCUGGAAAAUGAAGGAAAAUUUCUGGAAUACUCAAACCUUCACAUUUGGAAGUUGUUGGUCCCAACAUUACCGCUGUGGCUCAAUCACCAAACUAGGAGUGAAAGAACAACUUUCUCAUGUUGCUCUCGGGCAUUUGUUUAUCUGCCACUUUCACAUACCUGACCUGUUGCUUGCAUAGACAUCAACAUAUUUGAUAAUGAACAUACAAAAAUCACUGAAAGCUGAUGGGAAGCUACAAAAACAAAGUGGAAAAGGGUCACGAACUGACUUUUAUCUCAAGUGGGAUUGUAUACAAAGGGUGUAAGUUAUUUUCAAAUCACACAGACCUCUUGUUAGCUCCCGUUUAGGUUAUUUUGGUUAGUUUUGGGUGUUGCACUUCAGAAGCAAUAUGUUGGCCAUUGGGAACGUGGUGAGGGCAGCGCAGCACUGAUCUACCAGAAAGAUAACGAGACAAAAAUAUUCAAAUUCUAUUAGUAUGUUGCAAAGACCAUGCUUACAUUCCCUUGAGUAUGGAAGAUUACAUAGUGAGUGGGUGAAGUGUUUCAGAUGAUUAAAGAAACUCAUAGUCUUGAAAGACAAUUAUUUCCUGUAGUGCAGGAAAUUUCAGAACAAGGAGGCACAUGUUUAGAAUUAGACCUCAGCCAUUUGCUGAUGAGAGGAAACUUUUUUUCCCACUGUAGUAGAAAUCUGGAACUCUCCAUUUCUUAAAAAAAACUUGAGGCUGGGUGGGGGAAUACUGUGUGUUAUUGGGGUUGUAAAAUUAACGUUGUAGUUUCUUUGUUAAGCAAGGUGUGUUGGGAGUUAUGGAAGCAAAGGGAGUGGAUGGAAUUAAAGGUGUGAAUCAGCCACGUCCUAGUUGACUGGUGGAAAAGACUCAAAGGGAUAAAUCCUUCGAGAAACCUUGGCACCAAGUGUCCUUCAGAUGAAGGAUAUUUUCAGUUUUUAGAUACACUUUAAGAUCUUUCACUAGUCAUCACACAACCAACAGCAGAAUGUUCAUUUAAUGCUUGAAUUUGGUAUACCCUAAUCCAUGGGGGAAUGGGUUCAUUUUAUCUUUAUCAAAAAUCCAAUGGUAUCUGUAAAUCUUUUAUUUUCAUUAUCUGGGCACUCAUUAUUCUUUGUCUUCAUUUGUUGAUACCCUUACCAUUUAUGUCCAUUCAGGCGGUUUGGUAAAGAAGCUUUAUUUGCCCCAAAUAGACCGAGAAGUGAAUUUUUUGUUUCCAAAGGGCUUGAAUGGACCCAAACAGACCUGUAGGCAGACAGAGCUCAGGCCUUUGGAAAACAACUUUGCUUUUAGAUUCAUUCAGGCCAAGCAAAGUUUUCUUUUCCCACAGAGUGCUCAGAUUCAGCAUAUCUACAGGUCUGUUAUUGAAAAGACCUUUGGUGUUUAGGUGUUUUCGGACAUGCGGAUAAAAGAUACUCACUCUGAGUCUGCAGUGAGAUACAAUAAAAUGCAGUCCAGUAAAGCCUCAUGAUACUUGGGUUUACCAUCUCUAGUUUGAUACAUUCCUGGAUAUUUAAUCACGUGACAUUAUCACAUUGCACUGUUCUGUUUACUUUAUCAUCAAGCCCUGAAUGAAAUAUGCAGUAUUCCAAUUGCAAUGAGGAGCUCAAUAGAUUGGCUUCCUGGAGCCAACCUAUUUGGAAAAUUACACUGGAUAGAAAAUCAUGUGCUAGAUAGAGGUCAUUCCCAAUAUGCAAUUAUAACAUUUGUAAAAUAAAAUAUAAAUACUUUAGACAUUAGAAAUCUGAAAUAAAAGCAGAAGAUGCCAAAAACGUUCAACAGUAAACUUUCACAGAGUGACCUCUUCCUUUGUUUUCCUGGUUGUAUUAUUGCAGGAUAUUCAUCUCCACUACCUUUCAGUCAGACUGACCUCCAAAACACAACAUUCUGUUUAUUCUGUAGGGAUUCUAUGUAUGAAAUUUUAAAGGGCACUGACCACUAAGUUUUCAAACUCACUGAGGGAGCCCGCAGGACUGGGGUCUUACUAAUCACACUGGAAGUGGUGAAUUUGAACAAGGUUUACUCUGUCUUGCUAAAGGUUGGGUAUUGCUGUAAAAAGACACAUUUGGUUAAACUUUCUGUCGUGUACUUACCAGAACAAUUUACAAAAAAUAACAGUCAAGGGAGAGCAACAUUUUUUUACUAUUGUAUAUAAGAGAGUGCUGACUGGUUAGAAAGGGUGCAGAGGACAUUUAUCAGAAUUGACCUGGGCUGGAGGGGCUAACCUAUGAUGAAAGACUGAAUAGGCUGUGGCUGUUUUCCUUGCAGCAGUGAAGGUUGAGAGGGGACCUAGUAGAGGUGUAUAAGUUAUGAAAGAUAUGGACAGGGUGAAUAGGAAGGCGCUUUUUCCAUUAGUAGCAAGGUCAAUAACUAGGGGUGUUGUUUUAAGUUAAAAGACAGAAGGCUAAGAAGAGGGUUCAGAAUUGUUUUUACUCAAAGUGGUGAGGAUCUGAAACUCACUGCAUAAAAGGGUGGUUGAGUGGAAAACUUUCUUAAGAGUCUUUAGAUAUUCACUUGUGUUCCAAUACUCUCCAGGGUCAUGGACAAAAGCUGGGAAAUGGGGUUAGUGUGGUCAGAUUUUGUUAUUUAUUAUAGGUCAAGUAGCCUCCUUCAGUGCUGCAAGUGUCAAUGGAAGUGAAUGCUGAUUAUUGGAGAUGUCACCUUGGAGCGCCCACAAUAAGACACUUUGACAAAAUGUCUUUUUUUCAGCAAUACUCUACUUCAAAGGUUGUUGUGAAGAGUUUUGGGACAUCUUAUGAUCUGUGAUUCAAUGAUCCAAGGGAAGUCAAAGACUCUACAUAAAAGUAGUUUUUUCCUUUCUUUAAUUCUGUGAUUGAGAACCAAAAGUGAAAAGUGUUCCAUUCCCUGUGCUGACAUUUUGUUGAGCACAGAAAAAUACUGGAUAGCAUUGAACUGCUGGUAGAAAUAUUUUUAAGACUUAACUUCUGUGCUAUGUCUUCAGCGAUUGAAGUUGAGUAUUACGUAUAUAUUAACUGUGAAACUAAUUUAAUCCAAGGUUUCUGUAUGAUUAGAGGGAAAAUGAAUUUUAAGUUGAAAUCUUCAGCUUCAGAUCAGAUGUGCAUUUAUUCCAAUUUCUUUGUGGUGUUAAUGAACUCUGGGGUAAUUAAAUAUUAAUAUACAUUAUUUCUCCUUCA